Molecule: messenger RNA, 2146 nt
Organism: Mycotypha africana
Lineage: Eukaryota; Fungi; Mucoromycota; Mucoromycetes; Mucorales; Mycotyphaceae
Exons: 1
Coding region: 137-2104 (655 amino acids)
Source: RefSeq, a predicted model, not a curated record
GGAUAAACUCAUUUUCUGUAUUUCCCUUUGUCUCUCUUUUUUUACCCUUCAUUUUUCGAUUUAUACGAUCCUUUCCUAUUUUCAGCCUUUUAAAACAUAUUACCAUUCCCAUUGGUUUGACACACUUUAAAGCGUUAUGCUGUAUUUUACAGCGCCAACUCUAGAUUGUGAUGAUCCUGCGGUUCUGUUAAGUGUCUUCAAUUCUACAAGUGAAGCAGCAAAAGAAGAAUGUCUUGUAGAAGAAUGGAAACGCUAUGCAGCUCGUUAUUACUUUGCAGGAUGCAUCAUCAAUGCUUUUCUAAUCAUCGCAUCUACACUUUUGUUUAUCUAUUGUGCAACAGCGCCGCCCAUUGCAACCGGCUGUAUGAAUUUUACGUCAAAAUCGGAUAUGAGACGAUUGCGGCAAGCUGCUAAACAACAGUCUCUAGGAAAACGAUCAAUUGCAGCCACAACGUUAGGUGCUUUAGGACAUCUUAUACUCAGCACCAGCCUUUUUCUUAAUUUAUGUUUUGACGACGACAUUGGCUGCCAAUUAUCAUUGUGGGGCGUACUGUUAGGAUUUUAUACAUGGUUAGUUGCCAUCGCUAUCCGAGCCUACCGACUGAAAUUCUUAUACAAACUCAAUCGCUUACGAGUCAAAUACCUUCGUAUGACUCGAGCAGAACGACUCGCUUACGUCAGUGACAAUGAUUACCAAUGGUAUAUAAAGAAUAGCCGACAAAAAAAGUUCAAACUGCUGAUACCAUACGUUUUGUUCGGGCUCUCUAUCUGUAUUAUGCUUAUUAUUACUAUUCCUACGGAAAUAGCUUCUAUGAAGGCUAAUGAUGGAUGUUAUUUUGCUUGGGGUUCAAUCACUAUGAUCUGUCUGUAUGCAUUCUAUAUCUGUGUUAUGGUCCCUGUGAUGUUAUGGACAUUGAGACAUGUUUCUGAUGCACAUGGUAUCCGGAAAGAGAUAUGGGCUGAUGCUGUGGUGAGCAUACCUUUUUUUACUGUCUACGCCGUUCGACUCUCUUUAACUGGUUACGGUCAUUGGUCGUUGGUAUUUGAUACCCUGAGGGUGGCUGGUCCUGGCCUUUUUUCUGUAUUCUUUACCAUGGUUGCUCAUUUUAUAUCUGUAGUCGUACCUGUUAUUGAAUAUUUUAUUCCUAUUGAGCAAAACAAGUAUUAUAAUCGGCUGAAAGCAAUGCUAUUGAAAUAUAUUUGCUGUGUAAAAAAGAGGAAAUUGUCGAAUUGCUCUCAUAUCACAACAGCAAAUUUUCAAGAGCAACCACAGCAACAGCAACCGCUUGAACAACAAGCAAUUAUACCCGAAUUAUCAAUUGAUUCAUUAGAACUUGUAUUAGCAGACCAUGAGAUGAUGGAGCAAUUGCAGGUUUUGGCUAUCGAAGAUUUCAGUUCUGAAAAUGUAGUAUUUUAUGAAAAUUAUCUCACCUUACAAGAAAUGGUGAAGAAUCGGAUAUUUUUGAACCAACCUUUAGAGCAAACAAGUUUUGGACCACGAAAAUUGAUUAAUGCAUUGACUCCAACUACAAUACCCUUUAAAAACAACAAUAGCAGCAAUGUAGAAGAUGCAGAAAAGGCUUUGAAGACUACAACAUCCGCCACCGUCAAGGAAAGAGGGUUUAGCCUGGCCGAAUUUCUAUCUUACCCUGUACCUUAUGAUACAUACCCGUUGCUCGUUAGGUUUUAUGAGAGUUUCAUACGUGAUGGAGCAGCAGAUCAGGUCAAUAUUUCUCACAGAGCACGGCGGAAAAUAGACGAUGCCUUCUGUGUCGUGUAUGAAGAAUACCCAGAAUUAAGAGAGUUCAAUAAUGUUCCUCAUUUGUCUCGCCGUACCAGUAGCUCACCUAAAAUUCGUAUGACCAGUAGCUGUACUAGUAGCAGUAAACUUCGUCAGCACUCAGUCAUCAACAGGUCCACUAUUUAUUUUGAUCAGCACGAUACCACAGAUGAAGACGUCAAAGCAAACAGUAAUAACGACAACAAUAUCAUCCUGAAUUUGAAUAUUUUUGAGGCGGCUCGAGUAGAAGUUUGCUGGAACAUCUUUAAUAGCAUAUAUCCCAAAUUUGUAGAAAUGUAUAAAGAAUCUAAUGUAACCAUUUAAUCUACACUUUUUUUUAGACUUAAUAAACAUUGAUAACAGCAU